Molecule: messenger RNA, 1473 nt
Organism: Drosophila takahashii
Lineage: Eukaryota; Metazoa; Arthropoda; Insecta; Diptera; Drosophilidae
Gene: MED19
Product: mediator complex subunit 19
Biological process (GO): positive regulation of transcription by RNA polymerase II
Cellular component (GO): mediator complex
Molecular function (GO): transcription factor binding; transcription coregulator activity
Source: RefSeq, a predicted model, not a curated record
AGCUUGGCCGGCGUAGCCAGGGACAGGGACCGCAGGCCGCGACAGGCGAUACCUUCUGCUGGCCUUGUCCGUGUGUGUGUGCGUGCGGCGCGCGAGUGUGCGUGGGCUGGCAAGAGUGGCAAGAGUGGCGAGAAUCGCCAGAUUUGCAAGAUGAUGAGCAACUACGGCAACAUAAUGGACUCCCCGAAGUCAUCGCCCCACGGCGGCGGCCGAUCCCCCGUCGUCGCCCGGCAGGACUCCUCCGGCACCCUGAAGACGACCAUUUCGCUGGGCAAAACGCCCACGAUCAUCCACACGGGGCCGUUCUACUCGAUGAAGGAGCCGCCCGCCAAGGCGGAGCUCACCGGCGACAAGGAUCUCAUGACCGAGUACGGACUGCACCACACACUCACCAAGUUCAAGGAGAAGAAGUUCAAGGAGUCGCUGGCCUCCUUCCUGCAGAACAUCCCCGGCAUCAACGACCUCAUCACGCAUCCCGUCGAGAACAGCACGCUGCGGAGCGUGAUCGAGAAGCCGCCGAUCGGGGGCAAGGAGCUCCUCCCGCUGACCCCCGUCCAGCUGGCCGGAUUCCGCCUGCAUCCCGGACCGCUGCCGGAACAGUAUCGAACCACAUAUGUCACACCUGCGCGAAAACACAAAAACAAACACAAAAAGCACAAACACAAAGACGGCGUGACCACGGGACAGGAGUCUACGCUACUGGAUUCGGCCGGCCUGGAGACUUACGAGAAGAAGCACAAGAAGCAGAAGCGGCACGAGGACGACAAGGAGCGCAAGAAGCGCAAGAAGGAGAAGAAGCGCAAGAAGAAAAACCAGAGUCCGGAGCCGGGCGUUGGUUUGCUGCCAGGCGGAGGAGCGGGAUUGGGCGGAGCAGCGGGUGUAAUGGGUGCCACCAGCCUGGGAUCGCUGGCCGGAGGUCCGGGGCCCGGUUUGUCCAGCCUGGGCGCCAGCAUGGGACCCGGCGUUGUGGGCGGCAUGAACAGCUUCUCGUCCUCCAUGCAGAUGCAGCAGCAGCAGCAGCAGAUGCCCAUGCAGCAGCAGAUGUCAAGCGGGGGUCUCCUCGGAUCUGUGCUGGGCACGAGCGGCGGUCCGGGUGGCGGCGGUGGAGGCGGAGGCGGGGGCGGGGGUGUGGGGAGCGGCGGCGGCGGUGGCAGCCUGCUAAUGUCGCAGUUCUAGGCAGGAUCCUUUAGCAAAAUAGACUUGGCUCAUUACCUCUCAUCAGCAGACGCACCCCAGAUGGCAACACAAAUAAAACAAAAAAAAACGCAGACGAUCCUGAAGCGGUCCUCUAAAUGCAAUUUUCUCGAUAAAGUUUCGUGUCCUAGUUAUUAAUUUAUGAUUAUCGUAACUGUAAAAUAGUUUAUUUCUGUAAUUAGCCAACAAUUUUUCGUUCGUUUUUCGCGCUAGCUUAAUGAGAUUUAUUUAAACGCAAGUUAUGGUACAAAACGUUUUCGCUCUCGAUUCCAGCUCUUC